AUGCGUGUCGCGAUCGACCGCCGCCCUCCCCCCAGCCCCGCACACCCGCUGGCACCACGCCACCCGCGGGGCCGAGUGGUGCUUUACUUGGGACCGCUGGUGAGAGGCAGCCGUCCUGCUGCGGGGGAAGGCCUAACGAGUGCAGCGCUUGAUCGCGCGAUAGGUCCGCGGCCCGAUAUCGACCCCCGCGCCUCGGGGCCUAUUUUUAGCGAUCGAACGAUCGCCUCCCAUACCUACGUGAAACUUUCAGGCGUCGCCCAUUGGCCGGGCGUGAGUGACGUCACUGGGCAGAGCCGGCGAAUGGGGGCGGCUGGCAGCGCGCAUGCCCCACGGAGGCUCCCCGGCUCGGCGGGCCUCCGACGCCAGUCUGGGCCCGCUGAUCCCAGGUGUGCCAAGCUCCCGCCAGCCACGUCAAAGACGAUAAGCGGCGCACCAUGGUCCAGCUCUAAAGCCCAGAACCCAACAAACCGAAACAUAUCAAACAACGCACUGAAC
Messenger RNA from Iphiclides podalirius (scarce swallowtail), 495 nucleotides. Lineage: Eukaryota; Metazoa; Arthropoda; Insecta; Lepidoptera; Papilionidae. The record is from the annotation of a GenBank genome assembly.